AUGAAUAAUAGUAUGCUGAUGAAGCAAAUUUUAAAUCAUCUGGUCCUAUGGUUUGAACAGAUUAGUGUGGGGAUUGAACCUAUUAUCUCGGGACCCUCUGAAAGUUGUGAAACACACCUUGGCACUUGGCGCAAAACUCAAGACUUGAUCAAUUCUGAUCGAGGUUGCACUCUGAUUGACCAGACGCCGUCAGAACAUCCAGAUUUCAAUCAAAUCAAGACGAGCAAAGUGGCGGCCGAAGAACUAGGCGAUUUAAAUGCAACAGAUUUGCGCGAUCGAUCCGCUUCGGAUGUCGACUUCCGAUCCCCAGAUGAUAAGGUUCAAUCCGGUUCUGAGGAUGAGAGUGAAGUAUUGUCAGACGAUGAGGCUGUAUCAUCUUCGGAUGAUGAGAGCUACAGUCGCGUUAACAGUGCAAUCAAGGGACCUCCGAGAGGCCCCUGCGAGCUGUGCACUCGGUGUGUUCUGGCUCCAAUCAUCAUCUUUCUACCUCUUUACGCUUUAUUUUUGGAGCCUCUGGCGUCAAAAUUGUUGGAGCCUUUUCAAUAAGAAUUUCUCGAAUUACUGUGUCGCACUUGUCUGGGGGGAAGAUGUGCAUACCUAGAAUAGAAGCCUACCGUCAAUAUAUAGUUACGACCUCACUUAGAAUAUUAUUCCUCUGGACCCCGGGAACAGUAGUCGCAUUCGUAAUCACAAUU
Molecule: messenger RNA, 695 nt
Organism: Puccinia graminis f. sp. tritici CRL 75-36-700-3
Lineage: Eukaryota; Fungi; Basidiomycota; Pucciniomycetes; Pucciniales; Pucciniaceae
Exons: 1
Coding region: 1-546 (181 amino acids)
Source: RefSeq, a predicted model, not a curated record